AUGUCAACUAUUACAGAAACAGAAGCGUCGGGUCCGUCAUCGAUCAUAAAUGUCGACGAACUCCAAAACUACGGGAUUAAUGCUUCUGAUUUGCAAAAGCUCAAGGGAGCUGGAAUCUACAGCGUCAAUACUGUGCUAUCGACCACUAGAAGAAACCUGCUAAAAAUCAAAGGUCUGAGUGAGGUCAAAGUGGAAAAAGUGAAAGAAGCCGCUGGCAAGAUAAUACAAGUUGGUUUUAUACCUGCCACCAUACAAGCCGACAUAAGAAGGCGGGUGUUCGGUAUCUCGACUGGCUCCAAACAGUUGGAUAGCGUUUUGGGCGGGGGUGUUAUGACAAUGAGCAUAACCGAAGUCUUUGGAGAAUUUAGGUGCGGCAAAACUCAAAUGUCACACACUCUGUGUGUAACGGCACAAUUGCCAAGAGAGUUAGGUGGUGGAGAGGGAAAAGUGGCUUACAUCGACACGGAGGGAACUUUUCGACCUGAAAGAAUUAAACAGAUUGCUGAAAGAUAUGAACUAGACCCUGAAGCUUGCUUAGAAAACGUGUCAUAUGCUCGAGCUCUCAAUAGCGAGCACCAGAUGGAGCUUACGGAACAACUCGGGGCAGAACUCUCUUCAGGUGAAUACAGGCUGCUGAUUGUUGAUUCCAUUAUGGCAAAUUUCAGAGUGGACUACUGCGGAAGAGGUGAAUUGAACGAGCGACAACAGAAACUCAACCAGCAUUUGUCAAGACUGAACCGUAUCGCGGAAGAGUACAACGUCGCUGUUUUUAUGACCAAUCAAGUGCAAUCUGAUCCAGGUGCAUCGGCACUUUUCGCAGGCGCAGAUGGCAGAAAGCCAGUGGGUGGACACGUUUUGGCACACGCCAGUGCCACGAGAAUUCUGUUGAGAAAAGGUCGUGGUGAUGAAAGGGUAGCCAAACUUCAGGAUAGUCCAGACAUGCCCGAAAGAGAAUGUGUUUACACGAUUGGAGAACAAGGUAUCACAGAUUCCAGUGACUGA
Lachancea sp. 'fantastica' is the source of this 1002-nucleotide messenger RNA. The record is from the annotation of a GenBank genome assembly. NCBI's taxonomy places the organism in Eukaryota, Fungi, Ascomycota, Saccharomycetes, Saccharomycetales, Saccharomycetaceae.